Messenger RNA from Cryptomeria japonica (Japanese cedar), 2302 nucleotides. RefSeq names its product cysteine-rich receptor-like protein kinase 2. The record is from RefSeq and is a predicted model, not a curated record. Gene Ontology annotation, molecular function: protein kinase activity; ATP binding. Gene Ontology annotation, biological process: protein phosphorylation. The coding region runs from base 46 to 2016 and encodes 656 amino acids. The transcript has 7 exons. NCBI's taxonomy places the organism in Eukaryota, Viridiplantae, Streptophyta, Pinopsida, Cupressales, Cupressaceae.
UAUUUAGAGGUAACCUGCAUGAUAUUUUAGCGACGCGCUUUCAUCAUGCCAAGCCCAAAUAUAAACGCCAGUCUCUCAUGGGCUGUCUUGUAUAUACUCUUAAUUUCAGCCAUACCCAAUUUUGUUCUUCGUUCAGAAGCUGAUCCCCAAAUUACAGAGGCCGGUCAUGGCUGUAGUCUUAUUAAUACUACAAACCCCAGCGCUUUGAUUGAAAACCGCAAAAAUGCUUUCUCCUUGCUCGCCGAAAACAUAUCUUCGACAGGCUUCGCUACGGCUUCAUCUGGGAAUGGCACAAAUAAGGUAUAUGGGCUUGCCCAAUGCAGAAACGACUUGUCAAUGGAGGACUGUACUCACUGUUAUACAGCGGCCACAGAACAGAUUGUGAAAUACUGUCCCUCUGAGAUUGGGGCACGUAUGAUUUUCGACGGGUGUUUUUUGCGUUAUGAGAAUUACACUUUCUUUGAUCAGGCACAGGAUGCCGGAAAUUCCAACGUGUGCAUCUCUGACGCCUCCUCAAGGCCUAAACUUUUCAGCGAAACUACACAGAGGCUGCUAGCUAAGGUCAGAUCCAAGGCUCUCAAAAACGAGGGUUUUGCCACUGAUGAAAUCAGUGCCAAUGGAUUAUCGACGGCCAUUUAUGGACUGGCUAUGUGCAGGCGGACUCUUACCACCAAUAGCUGUGACGUUUGUCUUCAGCACGCUACCCUGCUCGCAGAACGCUGCUUUUCACUGCAGGAUGGAAGGGGUCUCGACGCCGGCUGUUAUUUGCGUUACUCUACCCUUCCUUUUUACAUCAUUUCCUCUUCUUCCUCAAGCCCUUCGAAGACUGUGAUCAUAUUGGUGGGAACAUUGGGAGCUGCAGCUCUCAUUGCAGUAUUGUGGGUGUUGUUUAUGUUCAGGCACUCUUUACGAAAGUUAUACACUAAAGUCCCCGGCCGCAGCCAGCAUGAACAAGCAGAGGUAUAUUUUGCUGCGGAGGAAGACAAUAAGUGGGGUCAUUUAUUUACCUACGAUUCCCUUCGAGCUGCAACUAAAAACUUCGAUUCAAUUAUGAAAAUCGGGGAAGGAGGAUUUGGACAAGUUUAUAAGGGAAUAUUUAGCGAUGGCCGGGAGAUUGCAGUGAAGAAGCUUUUCGUAAAGCAGUCGGCGAGAGCGUUCGACGAAUUUGUAACAGAAGUGAAGCUCAUCAGUGCUGCUCGUCACCGUAAUCUUGUUCGUUUGCUUGGUUGUUGCACACGAGGACUAGAGAAACUACUGGUUUACGAAUUGGUGCCAAAUAUGAGCCUUGACAAACAUCUCUUCGCGAAUACGGCGAAACCGCUAAGCUGGAAAACACGAUUUGAGAUCAUUUUGGGAACGGCACAUGGACUUGCAUAUUUAAACGAAGAAUGCUGGCUUAGAAUCUUGCACAGGGAUAUCAAAGCUGCCAACAUACUUCUGGAUAAUGAGUUUCAAGCCAAAAUUGCAGAUUUUGGACUGGCAAAGCUCUUUCCAGACGACAUGACACAUCUUACCACUAGAGUCGGUGGUACAGUAGGGUAUACUGCACCAGAAUAUGCUGUUCACGGUCAGCUGACAGAUAAGGCAGAUGUGUACAGCUAUGGCAUGCUAGUUCUCGAAAUUGUGAGCGGAAGAAAGUAUAUUGAUUCUAAACUUCCACCACCGAUGGAACUCCUUUUAGGAUGGGCAUGGAACCUAUACGAGAAAAAUGAGGUAUUUAGAAUGGUGGACCGAAGAUUAAUUGAAGAGCCGGUGUUGAAUAAACAAGAGAUAUUAAAGGUAAUCCAGAUUGCUUUUCUUUGCACGCAAGGUGAACCUGAGUUGAGGCCAUUAAUGUCCAAAGUGGUGUCGAUGCUAACAAGCAGUACAGAGAUUUUGACUCAGCCCACUCGGCCGGCUUUUAUUGACGACAACUCCACAUCAAACGGACUCGAUUCAGCUGAUGUUGGGUGGAUGGUUGCUUCAACGGUAGCAUCAUCGCGAGCCACCGUAUCCAUCUCUCUCGAAGCACGCUAAGUCCAGCAAUAUGGGCCCUCUCUAUCUCUCUCUCUGUCUUAAGGAUAUCCAAAUGAACUUUGAUUUCAAUCGAAGUGACAGCCACUUUUAACCUAUGUUUUUCCGCUUGUUGUAGUUCUUUUCGCCUUUGUGGUUGUUAGUCAGUCCCUCUGGGUAUGCAUUUUGAGUUUAAAGUUGUUCUUUCCAGGUAGUGGAUAAAAUGCUAUUGCCCUAUAUUUAGUCUUUCGCUAUCUGUACAAUGUCUUUGAUAAAUUUAUAAUAUAAAUGGUUGAUUGUUUUGUUUGAA